AGCCAAUCAGCUGCUGGGACCGAGAGCGCGCAGACCGUCGUGAGGCGGAGGAAGUGGGCAGCCACCACGGUCGGUCACCCUCCAUCUUCGAUACCAUCGUAACGACAGUUUGCUUGAGGGGGAAACUGACAGAAAAAAAGGCGCACAGUUUGGAAUAAACUGCUGAAGGGGUGCAUGAAUCAUGAGCGGGCUGAAUGUCAAGAAGCUCAAAGUCAAUGAGCUGAAGGAAGAGCUCCAGCGGCGAGGCCUGGACACCCGCGGGCUGAAGGCGGAUCUGGCGGACCGAUUGCAGGCGGCGCUGGAGGCCGAGGCGGCGGGGUCUGCGCCAUCGGACGAGCAGGAUCAAGACUAUGAGGCUGGCGGGGAGCCGGGAGAGGGCAGUGAUUAUCAGGAAGAAGAAUUUGCAGCCAGGGAGCAAGAUUAUGGAGAAGAGGCCAAGGCACAGUUUGAUGAUGGAAACAGCACAGACCUUUACCAGGGUGGAUUUGAUGAUCAGGGAACCGAGAGUAACGAAGGCAAUGAGGACAGCACUGAGACCCCCAUACCUGGUUUUGGUAAAAGUGAUUAUUCAUCAGACGCGAUACCAGGACAGACGACGGAGCAGUACUCCGAUGACCAGGAUGAAUUCCAGGAGCCUCAGGCCAAGCAGCCGUACCCUGAGGAACCAGCCAGGAAGCACUAUAAGCAGGAUGAGGUGAAGCAGGAGAAUGAGGAGACUCCUUCACAUGCUGAGCCACAAGAUGAGCAGAGGUUUGACGAGCCAGCAUCACGGGAGAUCCCAGAAGGAGACUCAAGUCAGCGCAACCAGCAGGAAGAGUCCGAGGUGAAGACUGAGUAUAAGGCCGACGAGGAUGUUCCACAGCACGCUGAGCAGGCCGGCGACUGGGAUGCACAGGCCAAAUCAGAGGAUGAUAGAUACUCAUCAUACAGUCGCAAGAGGUCAUAUGAUGAUAGUCGAGGAUACGGUUACUAUGAACAUCGUGAGGAAAGGAGGGGAAGGUCACCACAACCCCCAGCUGAAGAAGAAGAGGAAGACAUUGAUGAUAAACUUGUGGUCAUUGACACCUAUAACUGUGACCUGCACUUCAAGGUGGCUCGUGACAGAUACAGUGGUUAUCCUCUGACCAUUGAGGGUUUUGCCUACCUGUGGGCAGGUGCUCGAGCCACUUACGGUGUUACCAAAGGACGUGUGUGCUUUGAAAUGAAGAUAAAUGAGGAAAUUUCAGUAAAGCACCUUCCUUCGUCUGAGCCUGACCCUCAUGUGGUGAGAAUCGGAUGGUCCCUGGAUUCUUGUAACACUCAACUUGGUGAAGAACCCUUCUCUUUCGGCUAUGGAGGAACUGGCAAGAAAUCCUCCAACUGUAAAUUUGAAGACUAUGGGGAAAAGUUCAGUGAAAAUGAUAUCAUUGGCUGCUAUAUUGACUUUGAAAGCAGUGAAGAAGUAGAAAUGGCAUUCUCCAAGAACGGCAAGGGGCUGGGCCCAUGUUUCCAUGUCUCUCGAGAGGAACUGGCUGGCCGUGCUCUUUUCCCACAUGUGUUGGUGAAGAACUGUGCUGUGGAAUUCAACUUCGGACAGAGAGAGGAGCCCUUUUUUCCUAAGCCAGAGGGCUUCACCUUCAUUCAGGAUAUUCAUCUAGAGGAGCGAGUCAGAGGGACACUGGGACCUGCCACUAAAGCUGAUUGCGAGAUCCUGAUGAUGGUUGGUCUGCCUGGUAGCGGAAAAACCACCUGGGCCAUAAAACAUGCUCAAGAGAACCCUGAAAAGAAAUACAACAUCCUGGGCACAAAUGCUAUCAUGGAUAAGAUGAAGGUCAUGGGACUUCGUCGUCAGCGCAACUAUGCCGGACGCUGGGACAUACUUAUUCAGCAGGCCACGCAGUGUCUCAACAGGCUCAUCCAGAUUGCUGCCCGCAAGAAGCGCAACUACAUCCUGGAUCAGACAAAUGUAUAUGGAUCAGCCCAGAGACGAAAAAUGCGUCCUUUUGAAGGUUUUCAACGCAAGGCUAUUGUAAUUUGUCCCACGGAUGAGGAUUUAAAAGAGCGAACGUUAAAGCGAACUGAUGAGGAAGGGAAGGAUGUUCCCGAUCAUGCUGUAUUAGAAAUGAAAGCAAACUUUGUGCUGCCCGAAGUCGGCGAGUUCCUGGACGGGGUGGCAUUCGUAGAGCUUCAGCGGGAAGAAGCCGACGCUCUCAUCAAGCAGUACAACGAAGAAGGCCGUAAAGCCGGCCCUCCCCCAGAGAAGCGCUUUGAUAACCGCCAGAGUGGUUUCCGCGGCCGUAGUAACUUCCAGCGCUAUGACAGUCGUGGUGGACCUCAGGGUGGCAGAGGUGGCUACCAGAACCGGGGCGGCUCUGGAGGCGGAGGCGGAGGCGGAGGCUACCGAGGAGGAUACAACCGUGGAGGCUACAACCAGAAUCGCUGGGGAAAUAACUACAGGGAUGGAGGCUCUGGAGGCCGUGGUGGAUACAACCGCAACCAGCAGUCUGGAGGCAGUUACAACCACAACCGCCAGGGCUCCUACAACAAGAGUGGCUCUGGAUCAUCUGGAAGCUACAACCAAUCACAGCCUCAGGCUUACAAUCAAGGCUACAACCAGGGCUACAACCAGAGCAACUACAACCAAGGGUACAACUACGGCAACUACAGUCAAUACCCAGGAUACAACCAGAGUUACAGUCAAACUCCAGCACCCACAGGACAGACUUACAACCAGCAGCAGCAGAGCUACAAUCAACAGUACCAGCAGUAUGCUCAGCAGUGGCAGCAGUACUAUCAGAACCAGAGCCAGUGGAACCAGUACUAUAACCAAUACGGCAGUUACGGCAACUAUAACCAGCAGGGCACCCAAGGCAGCCAGGGCGCCCAGGGAACACAGUAGUAGCAGCAUCGCAGCCGUUUCAGACGGCCCAUUCCCUAAGCAGCAUUCCUCAUGCCUUUUUUGUGCUCCUUCUCUUACCCAGUCUUACCCUUUUUUUGCCUGCUCUCUGUAAACGUUUAUUCUCUCCCUAUUUAUGCCAACCUUAAAGGUAACCACAUUUCUGUGGCCCUCCAUUGCUCUGUUUGAGUUUUGGUGAGAAGUAUCCCUUUUUUGCUCUUCUACUAAAUAUUUGUUUACAUACAGCUUGAUCUUUUUUUCCUCUGUGUACUUGUAGAUGAGAGGUUCGACUUUUGAAUUUAGUAAUGUGUGGUUUAGUCCGCUGCAAACAGCUCACACACUAUGAUGUGCUUGAAUGUUUCAAAAUAGAGCAGGAGACAUUUCUUGAGAAAGCUUUGCACGCUUAGAUUUACAUCUGAUGUAUAGAGCGAAAGAGAGGCAAGGUGUUUCUGUGUUCCAAUAGUUUUACCACUGAUUUUAUUUUUUUUUAAAGAACCACAUUUUGCGGUAGAUGGUCAUGGGUAUUGUUCUGUGUAUGAUCAUAUGCCUGUAUGUACACAUCGAUGUAAGACCAUGUAACACUUUUGUCUAGGUACAUCAUAUUGGACAUUUUAAUAACCUAAAUCUUGAAUAACACUUUUCUGAUGUCACAAGCCUGUGAAGGUUAUCAUUUUCCUUUUUAUAUACCAUUUUUAAAAUGACUCUGAUUGGUCUGAUGCACAUCUACUCCCAAAUUGCAGAUUAGUAAUGAUCCAAACUAGUUCCUUGUGUGGAUAUGUUUUUACCUUGUGUCUUGUCUGUAAAGCAGUAUCUGCAUAUGGUUUUGUGUCAAAUCAAAACACAUUAUUUUGUAUUUGAGAAUAUAAUCAGAUGAACCA
Onychostoma macrolepis is the source of this 3753-nucleotide messenger RNA. RefSeq names its product heterogeneous nuclear ribonucleoprotein U-like 1 like (gene hnrnpul1l). The record is from RefSeq and is a predicted model, not a curated record. Lineage: Eukaryota; Metazoa; Chordata; Actinopteri; Cypriniformes; Cyprinidae. Bases 182 to 2878 code for a protein of 898 amino acids. The transcript has 16 exons. Gene Ontology annotation, molecular function: protein binding.